AUGGCACCAAAGAAGAUUGAACCAAAGAAACCUGAGCCCAGAAAGCCAGAGCCUAAGAAAGAUGCGGCUCCAGCUGCUAAGCCAGCUGCAGCUCCUCAGCCACUGCCUGAGCUGCCCAAGGAGCCUCCAUUCGAUCCCAAGAGCAUCACUCUUGAGUUCACUGCCGACCAGAUAGAGGAGUUCAAGGAGGCUUUCACCUUGUUUGACCGCACACCAACUGGAGAAAUGAAGAUCACAUAUGGCCAAUGUGGAGACGUGAUGCGAGCUCUGGGCCAGAACCCUACCAAUGCAGAUGUGCUCAAAGUGCUCGGCAAACCGCGGCCAGAGGACAUGAGCACUAAAAUGGUGGACUUUGAGACCUUCUUGCCAAUGCUGCAACAUAUCUCCCGUGCAAAAGAUCAAGGCAACUUUGAGGAUUUUGUGGAGGGGCUCAGGGUUUUUGACAAGGAAGGCAAUGGCAGCAUCAUGGGAGCAGAGCUGCGUCAUGUGCUGGCGACACUGGGAGAGAGGAUGACAGAAGACGAGGUGGACAGACUGAUGUGCGGACAGGAGGAUGCCAAUGGGUGUAUCAACUAUGCUUCCUUUGUGAAGCAUAUUCUCUCCGGAUGA
Messenger RNA from Anarrhichthys ocellatus (wolf-eel), 609 nucleotides. Its product is annotated as myosin light chain 4. The coding region runs from base 1 to 609 and encodes 202 amino acids. The transcript has a single exon. Gene Ontology annotation, molecular function: calcium ion binding. Gene Ontology annotation, cellular component: myosin II complex. NCBI's taxonomy places the organism in Eukaryota, Metazoa, Chordata, Actinopteri, Perciformes, Anarhichadidae. The record is from RefSeq and is a predicted model, not a curated record.